AUGGAAAAUGAAAUUGUUGACUUCUUGAAUGAACCCAAGCCCAUGACCAUGGAGAAAGCUCUUCCUAUGGUUGAUGGUACUUGGUUUGAAGAAGAGAUUGAUGAUGAUCUGAAAUGGUCUUUUGCUUUAAAGAGUGUGCUGCACAUUGGAAAAAGUGAGUACCAAGAUAUUGCCCUCUUGGACAGCAAACAUUUUGGGAAGGUAUUGAUUAUAGAUGGGAAAAUGCAGAGUGCAGAAAGGGAUGAAUUCAUAUAUCAUGAAUGCUUAAUUCAUCCACCUCUCUUAUGUCAACCUAACCCCAAAAGCGUGUUCAUAAUGGGAGGUGGUGAAGGGUCUGCUGCAAGGGAAGCUCUCAGACACAAAUCUGUGGAGAAAGUGGUAAUGUGUGACAUUGAUCAGGAGGUUGUGGAUUUCUGCCGAAAGCAUCUGACAGCGAACUUUGAGGCUUUUCAAAACAAGAAGCUUGAUUUAGUCAUCGACGAUGCAAAAGCUGAACUGGAGAAAAGGGAAGAGAAAUUUGAUGUGAUAGUUGGGGAUUUGGCUGAUCCAGUAGAAGGAGGACCUUGUUACCAACUCUAUACAAAAUCAUUCUAUGAAAAUAUACUCAAGCCUAAGCUCAAUGACAAUGGUGUCUUUGUUACUCAGGCUGGUCCGGCAGGGAUUUUCACUCACAAGGAGGUAUUUUCGUCAAUUUACAACACAAUCAAGCAAGUGUUCAAAUAUGUGCAUGCAUACACAGCUCAUGUACCUUCUUUUGCUGAUACAUGGGGCUGGGUUAUGGCCUCUGACCAACCAUUCUGUCUUGAUGCUGGAAAACUAGACAAGAAGAUUGCAGAAAGAAUUGAAGGGGAGCUUUUAUAUCUGAAUGGUUCUUCAUUCAUAGCUUCCACCGUCUUGAAUAAGACUGUUGCCUUAACGCUGAAGAAUGAGACUCACGUUUACACAGAAGAAGAUGCAAGGUUCAUCCAUGGACAUGGGAUAAAUUGGCUCAAGAAAUCAAUACCUUUUAUAUAG
Solanum dulcamara is the source of this 1014-nucleotide messenger RNA. Its product is annotated as thermospermine synthase ACAULIS5-like. The record is from RefSeq and is a predicted model, not a curated record. Gene Ontology annotation, molecular function: thermospermine synthase activity. The coding region runs from base 1 to 1014 and encodes 337 amino acids. Gene Ontology annotation, biological process: polyamine biosynthetic process. NCBI's taxonomy places the organism in Eukaryota, Viridiplantae, Streptophyta, Magnoliopsida, Solanales, Solanaceae. The transcript is spliced from 10 exons.